AUGAGUACGACAUCAGAUCAGAAUAAUGUUGCUCAUACGACACUAUUAAACAAUACUCUUCUACAUGAGAAUGAUUUGACCAAAAAAGCUAAAAGUCAAUUUAGCUAUCACAAGGAUGUAUUGAAUACGUUUGAAUCAUAUCGUCAAAGUGUACUGCGUAAUGAACUGAUAACAGAUGUUGGUCGAAACGAACAUAAUAAAUUUCGCGAUCAAAAUUUACCUACUAUUGGUCCGUUGAUCAUUUGUGGAGUUGCCCGUACAGGAACAACAUUACUCUAUAAUUUGCUUGCCUGCGAUCCGAAUUGUCGUGCACCAUUGUUCACUGAUAUAAUGAUUGACGUUGUUCCACCGAUUGCACGAUCUGAUUCGAUCGAACAAAAACGACGAAUCGAUAUUUUAAACUCUUCUUCACAAGAAAGUGAACAGUUAACCAGUAACUUCAUUCAAAUAGCUGCAUGUCAUCCAUAUUUUCCAAAUGAAGAAGAUUGUCAUAUCCUGCGUCAAGCCGGCUAUUUUCCAUUGUUUGCAUUUAUAUCUGACAAUGAAGAUUCUAAUGCAGAAAGUUGGAUCCGUAAUGAAAUGAACAAAGGUUAUGCAUAUGAUUAUCAUGAGACAUUCAUGCGCAUGUUAAAUUCGGUUGACGCACCGAAGUCACAUUGGUUAUUAAAAACACCAUUCCAUGCUUUUUAUCUUGAUGAGCUUCUUCGACAUUAUCCGAAUGCAUUAUUAAUUAUGACACAUCGGUCUCUUGACGAAGUUCUUCCUUCAUGGUGUAGUUUGGCGUCGAUAGCUGCAAAUGAGCAUUUUGAUGCAAUGAACUCGAUCAGCCGAGAUAGAAUAACGAAACGAUGUUAUCAAAGCAUGGAUACAUCAAUCGCAUGUAUAAUGAAAUUUCGUACAUGUCAAAAUGGUGAAGUUGAUCAAUCGAGAAAAAAUAUGUUUGAUAUUACUUAUGAUCAUUUGAUGAAGAAUCCCAUUGGUGUUGUUCAUCAAAUCUAUGAUUUUUUCAAUCUUCAAUGGUCGAACGAAUUCGAAAUAGCGAUGCAUAAUUGGCUUCUGGAAAAUCCUCAGGGCAAACACGGUCGUCAUAAGUAUACUCUUUCCAACUUUGGUUUCAGUCGAGAAAAUAUCCUAGCACGUUAUGCUGAUUAUACGGAAUUGUUUCUAUCUUCAACAUUUUCACAUAAUCAAUCUCCAUUGACAAAUUGA
Molecule: messenger RNA, 1209 nt
Organism: Rotaria sp. Silwood2
Lineage: Eukaryota; Metazoa; Rotifera; Eurotatoria; Philodinida; Philodinidae
Source: the annotation of a GenBank genome assembly